Molecule: messenger RNA, 2549 nt
Organism: Saprolegnia diclina VS20
Lineage: Eukaryota; Oomycota; Saprolegniomycetes; Saprolegniales; Saprolegniaceae
Exons: 2
Coding region: 43-2328 (761 amino acids)
Source: RefSeq, a predicted model, not a curated record
CGCUAAAAGCACUUCGGAUCGCAAAUCUUUUUUGGGUUGAGAAUGAGGGGCGUCGUGGGGCUGACGACAUGGCUGGCAGUGCUCGCGGCCGUCGUUGGUGCGUGGGAGCCGCAGCCCGAGGGCUACGAGCUCAUCGACGGGCCAGGCCGCCAUGACAACGCGUCCAUCGAAGCGUGGCGAAGCAAGUGGGCGACGUGGAAGGAGCUGGAGCUGCGCACUGUUCGCUAUGCGCCCAAGGACGUCAAUAGCGUCUACAACACGCCGGCCUUGCAAUGGACGCAGACAAGCCUGCUCCAAGUCUUCGUCAUGAUGCACGACCGCAUGCUCUUUGACCGCGACACGAAUGCGUAUACGCUCGACAAGUACCUCGGGACGUUCGACUUGCAGUUCGACAGCGUCCUCCUUUGGCCAUCGUACCCGAACCUUGGCAUCGACACGCGCAACCAGUGGGAUUUAUGGUAUUCGCUGCCGGGUGGCAUCGAUGGCGUCAAGCAGCUCGUUGCGGACUUUCAUGCGCGCAACAUCCGUGUCUUCUUGCCCUACUUGCCGUGGGAUACGGCGACGCGCGACCCGAACCCGACCAAGUCGCGCUACCAGUCCGAUAUCGACGAGCUCUACAACGUGCUGCGUGCGACGGGUGCCGACGGCGUGAACGGUGAUACGCUCUACGGCGUCCCAUCUUCGUUCUACCGACCGAACGAAGGCAUGGCGACGUGCCCCGAAGGCGGAGUGCCCUCGUCCGACUUGGGCACAAACCCGAUGAGUUGGGGCUACUACUACGGCUUCUCGAGCUUCCCGCCCGUCGCGCGCGCCAAGUUCUUGGAGCCUCGCCACAUGGUGCUCAUCUGCAGCCGGUGGUCGCUCAACCGCGGCCUCGAGUUCCAGCUCUCGCACUUCAACGGCGCUGGGUACGUCAUUUGGGAAAACAUUUGGGGCAUCUGGAAUGGCAUGACCAAGCGCGAGGUCGAGACGCUCAAGCGGUCCAUGUCGAUUCUCCAGCGCUUCUCCUUUGCGCUACCCAGCCUCGAGUGGACGCCGCAUGUCCCGGGCCUGCCAACCAACGUCCACGCGUCCAAGUUUCCCGUGCCAUCGGCGAACGCCAUCUUGUACACUGCGAUCCGAACGAGCAACGACGUGUUUGACGGCGACCUCUCGCUUCCGCUGGCCGCCUUCCAGGAGACGUCAACCGUGGCUGUUUACGACUUGUACUACGGCAAAGCCGUGCCCGCCACAGUGUCCGGGGCCACCGUCACCUUUCGUGGGCACAUUGAAGAGUAUGGCUACGCUGCGUACUAUGUCGUGGCCGCUGGGAGCGAGCCAAAGUGGCUUCAAGCGUUCCUCGCGUCGAUGCACGCGCGUACGACGACGCCACUCGCUGCCUACGACACGAGCCGCCCGCUCUUGCAGCAGCGCAUGACGACGCAGUCGUCGGCCACGUCCAUCGUCGUCGGCCCGGACGCAUCCAGCACGUACGACCAGCGCGCGCCGGCGACGCUCAACGUCACGGAGCUCCUUCAACUGGUGCCGAUCAACGGCACAAAGGCGUGGACGUUCCGCGUGGAUGGUGUCCAGAUCGAGCCCGUGCCCGCGUGGACACCGAAUGGCAAAGAGUUUGGUGUCGGGGUCCAAUUCCCUUGGGAAGACCGCCCGCGCCCCCACCACGCCACCGAGCUCUGGAUCGAGGACUUUCAGAUCAUGAAGUACCCCGUGACGAACGCGCAGUACCACGCGUUCCUCGCGUCGUCCAAGUACGUACCGACGGACGUGGAUCGCUUCCUCUUGCACUGGAGCGACCGCCUUCACAAGGAUGGCUCGUACGCGCCCAUUGCAGCGUGGUCGGUGCCGACAGCGGUCGCGUCGCAGCCCGUUGUGCACGUCUCGCUCGAAGAUGCGCAGGCCUUUGCUGCCUACUACGGCCUGCGCUUGCCCCACGACUGGGAGUGGCAGUACGUCGCCUCCAACGGCGUCGCGUACAACAGCGUGCCGUACGGCGAUGCGUUCGAGCCGUCCCGGCACCCACGUGUUCAGCGCCAUGGUGACGUCAUCGCCGCGGUCGACGUCGAUGCGUACCCCGCCGGGUGCGCGACGGCAUCGGACGUCUGCGCGCUCCUCGGACACGUGUGGCAAAUGACCGACGCCUUCUGCGACGAGCGUACGUGCAGCGUCUUGGUGCGUGGUGGCAGCGCGUAUGCGCCGGUCGCGUCGAGCCUCCGCGACCCCAACUGGUACUUUCCAGCGAUCACGGCGAGCAACAAGCACGGCAAGUUCCUCACGCUGAGCCAAAGCUACGACCGCGCCGCCACGAUCGGGUUCCGCUGCGCAAUCUAAGAGCGACGACGACGUUGGUUGUCGACAACGUAAUCAAAGAUUACGCAGCGAAUAUGAUGCACACUAGCUUGGACCAAACGCGUAAUCGGGCAAAACCCUACCCCUGGUGCAGGCAGCGAAGUCGGUGCGAACGCGUGAUGCUACGUGGCUCUGCCGCAAGCUUGGUCUCGUCAUCAGCAUGUCGCUUGCGACGAGAAGACGUUGACGCAGUGGGUACUAGC